ACGCAACUUCUCUCUGAUUGGAUCAGAACAGAAAUCAAUGUUGGUAUCGUCUGUGGAUAAAAGUAAAACACGUAAAGCUGAUUAUAUUUCAUUUAAUUAUACAUUGAACACGAUAAAAAAAACAGUUAUCGACGCCUUCACCGUCGUGAGAACUCUUUAGGUUGAAGAUUACUGAAUACCUUGAUACCUGUAUAGUAUACUCCUUAUUGGUGUAUAUUGAGUUACUGAUCAGCAUACCAUUUCAAUAUGUCUGGUGAUAAGAAAGUAGUCUUAGUCACAGGUGGGUCUGGACUUGUGGGACAUGCCAUUCAGACUGUCAUUCAAAAAGAAGAGAGAGAUGAUGAAGACUGGAUUUUUGUUGGGUCCAAAGAUGCUGAUUUGAGUGAUUGUGCUCAGACUAAAGCCUUGUUUAAUAAAUAUCAUCCCACACAUGUGAUCCACCUGGCAGCUAUGGUUGGAGGGUUGUUCCACAACAUGUCACACAACCUGGACUUCCUGCGUAAGAAUAUCCACAUCAACGAUAGCGUGCUGCAAACAAGCUUUGAGACUGGAGUUGUGAAGGUUGUUUCUUGUUUGUCUACCUGCAUUUUCCCUGACAAGACCACAUAUCCCAUAGAUGAAACUAUGAUUCACCUAGGUCCUCCGCAUCCAUCCAACUUUGGCUACAGUUAUGCCAAGAGACUUGUUGAUAUCUCAAAUCGAGCUUACUAUGAGCAACAUGGCUGUUUGUUUACAUCUGUUAUUCCAUGCAAUGUAUUUGGACCACAUGAUAACUUCAGUCUGCAGUCGAGUCAUGUCAUCCCUGCACUUAUUAGAAAACUUCAUGAUGCUAUGGAGAGAGGGAUGUUAUCAGGGAGUCCAGAGGAAACUGUAUUCACAGUUCUUGGUACAGGUUGCCCAUUACGUCAGUUUAUCUACUCCUUGGAUCUUGCAAAAUUAAUUGUCUGGGUACUGCGGGAGUAUAACAGUGUUGACCCAAUCAUUCUGUCUGUUGAUGAAAAAGAUGAGGUAUCCAUACGUACAGUUGCAGAGAAUAUUGCCCAGGCUUUUGACUUCCAAGGUGAAAUUCAUUAUGACUCAACCCAUGCUGAUGGUCAGUUCAAGAAAACUGCAAGUAAUGCUAAACUGAGAAGCCUAAUACCUCAUUUCCAGUUCACACCAUUUGAACAGGCAGUGAAGGACACAGUGCAGUGGUUCAAACAGAACUGUCACAUAGCGAGAAAUGUGUGUGUUGCAGGAACUGAUUGUGUGAGUUCUGUCUGCUGUCUGUACACACAAAAACAAAUUCAUUGAUUGCAGCAGAAAUCUGUUGCAAGAAGAAAAUAGCAACAAGCAAAAGUGAAUCUAGGAAUUACUUAAUAAUUGAGUAUCAUUUUAUAUUGAAAUUUGUAUUUAUGUCAUUUACUUAUUUUUUCUGUUUUAUGUUCAUAUUACAUCAUUAGUUUGAAUAAAGUACAUUUGUUUUUAUUUACA
Molecule: messenger RNA, 1473 nt
Organism: Zootermopsis nevadensis
Lineage: Eukaryota; Metazoa; Arthropoda; Insecta; Blattodea; Termopsidae
Gene: Gmer
Product: GDP-L-fucose synthase-like protein
Biological process (GO): nucleotide-sugar biosynthetic process
Molecular function (GO): GDP-L-fucose synthase activity
Source: RefSeq, a predicted model, not a curated record